This is a messenger RNA of Chlorocebus sabaeus (green monkey), 1443 nucleotides long. NCBI's taxonomy places the organism in Eukaryota, Metazoa, Chordata, Mammalia, Primates, Cercopithecidae. The record is from RefSeq and is a predicted model, not a curated record.
CGGGUCCUGCAGCGGCCUCCGCCCUUCGCAGGCGGCCCAGGCAGCCCCGUCUCGCCCCAGCGUUAGGAGACGCGCAGCGGAACCCCGGCGGUCCUAGCCCCUCCCCGCCUCCGCAUCCCCGUACGACCCGCCUCUCAGAUCCCGGCCGGGGCUCCCGGGCGCGCCGCGGCGGGGCGGGGCCUUCUGGCAGUUACUGGGCGCUGCGAACGCGCCGCUCCGGAGCUCGGCGGCCAGAAACGCCGGCUUCGGAGCCGCAGCGCUUUGGCCUCUCCGUGUUUUCCGUCCAGUCUGCGCCGCCCGCGCCGACAUGGCCAAGUGGGGCCAGGGGGACCUGCGCUGGAUCGUGUAGGAGCGGGAGGACGGGACCAACGUGAACAACUGGCAUUGGACAGAGCGGGAUGCCACCAGCUGGUCCAAAGGGAAGUUCCAGGAGCUCCUGGUGGGCAUCGUUGUGGAGAAUGACGUUGGUCGCGACGAGAUCAGCGAGUUGAAGCAGGUGGAAGGGGAGGCUUCGUGCAGUAGUCGCAAAGGAAAGCUGAUUUUCUUCUAUGAGUGGUACAUCAAACUGGGCUGGAAAGGCAUCGUUAAAGAAUCUGGAGUGAAGCACAAGGGAUUGAUUGAAAUACCCAGUCUUUCUGAGGAAAAUUAAGUAGAUGACACUGAGGUGAACGUGAGUAAAAAGAAAGGAGAUGGGGAUAUACUGAAGGAUCUUAUGAAAACUGCAGGCACCGCCAAGGUCAGGCAGGCCCUUGGAGAUUACCUGAAGGCACUUAAGAUGGAAUUUACAACGGGAAUGAUUUUACCAGCGAAAGCUAUGGCAGCCCAGGAAUUGACUGUCAAAAGAAAACCGAGUGAGAAUACCCUGCAGGUUCAGGCCUCAUCUCCAGUGGCACUGGGUGUAAGGAUUCCCACUGUGGCUCUUCACAUGAUGGAACUGUUUGACACAACUGUAGAGCAGCUGUAUAGCAUCUUCACUGUGAAGGAUUUGGUGCAAAAGUUUUCUAAAUCUACUGCUGUAUUAGAAGCUGAAAAGGGAGGGAAAUUCCAGAUGUUUGAUGGGAACAUCACUGGUGAAUAUCUAGAAUUGUUAACAAAUAAGAAGAUCGUCAUGAAAUGGAGAUGUAGGAACUGGCCAGAAGAACACUAUGCCACGGUUGCACUGAAUUUUGUGCCUACUCUAGGGCAAAUGGAAUUACAAUUGGACUGUAAAGGAGUUCCUGUCUGUAAAGAAGAGAACAUGAAAUUCUGUUGGCAGAAGCAGCAUUUUGAAGAAAUAAAAGGUUUACUGCAGCUGACCCCCCUAAAUGGUUGAAUUAAAAUUUUGUAAGGCAUUACUUUUUGUACGCAGAAGUGUCACAUUGACCUCUUCGCUAUAUACUUUUUUUUUUUAAAAAGGACCAUCUUUAUUUUAUAUUGGAUGAAAUCUGUGAACGUACACACAAU